Podospora pseudopauciseta is the source of this 246-nucleotide messenger RNA. RefSeq lists its product as uncharacterized. Lineage: Eukaryota; Fungi; Ascomycota; Sordariomycetes; Sordariales; Podosporaceae. The record is from RefSeq and is a predicted model, not a curated record. Bases 1 to 246 code for a protein of 81 amino acids. The transcript has 3 exons.
AUGGUCCACAAAAAACCCGUUAGGUUGGCCGGGUGCGCAGCCUGGAAGACGAGGCACAUUUGGAUGGCGGCACUUGACCAACCAGACGCGGACCCCCGGGCGAGACAGCACCGUUUGCCUGCCCCGCCAACCCCCAAGGCUCUCUUUAGGGCCUCGAGCACACUCGAGAUUCCCAAGCAGCAUUACAGAGUAGGCUUCAAAACUGGCCGGUGUGGGGUAUCGCUCAUUUACCACGAAUAUAUAUAA